AUGCAUUUCACUAUCCUUGCCCUGUUGGCCUUUUCUUAUAAUUUUGUCUGCAUCGGUGCGGCCCGAUUCACAGUCCCUGUACAUUUUUCAGUGUUCCAUGACCAGAACAAUCAGGCGGAUGGGAACUUUCCCGACGGUGUGUUGCAGCAGCAAAUGCAGGUGCUGAACUCUUUUACUCAGCAAAUCGGCCUCACUUUCCAAAUAGCAUCAGUGAGACGGAUUCCAGUGCCGUACAAUGUUCUCCACGGCUCGCAUGCUGGGAACAAUGUCGAGAGAAACUUGAAGCAGUAUCGCCAAGGGAACGUACAGGCGCUUAACAUUUACACCGUUGGAUCUAAUCCUAACGGAGGAUCAACCAGCGCUACAUUUCCACAGGAUUACAACAGCGACCCCCGAAACGACGGCAUUGUGAUUGACUACGGGUUCCUCCCCGGCGGCCGUUAUUCGGGCUACAAUACUGGCAAAGCACUUGUUCGUGAAGUAGGACACUGGGCAGGUCUCUUUAACACUUAUGACGGCGGCUGUGGUGGUAACGGAGACGGGGUUGACGAUACCCCAGCCGAGUUACCUGGAGCAAGUGGAUGCCCCGCAGGUCGCGAUAGUUGCCCUAACAAACCAGGCGUCGAUCCAAUUCACAACAUGAUGGACAGUACAGAUGACAACUGCCGAUUACUCGGCGAAUUGGAGGCAGAGCGCCAGGGUUGA
This is a messenger RNA of Akanthomyces muscarius, 705 nucleotides long. RefSeq lists its product as uncharacterized. The record is from RefSeq and is a predicted model, not a curated record. Gene Ontology annotation, molecular function: metallopeptidase activity. Bases 1 to 705 code for a protein of 234 amino acids. The transcript is spliced from 6 exons. NCBI's taxonomy places the organism in Eukaryota, Fungi, Ascomycota, Sordariomycetes, Hypocreales, Cordycipitaceae.